Messenger RNA from Alligator mississippiensis (American alligator), 4711 nucleotides. RefSeq names its product F-box and leucine rich repeat protein 20 (gene FBXL20). Gene Ontology annotation, cellular component: SCF ubiquitin ligase complex. The coding region runs from base 630 to 1925 and encodes 431 amino acids. Gene Ontology annotation, molecular function: protein binding. Gene Ontology annotation, biological process: SCF-dependent proteasomal ubiquitin-dependent protein catabolic process. The transcript has 17 exons. The record is from RefSeq and is a predicted model, not a curated record. Lineage: Eukaryota; Metazoa; Chordata; Crocodylia; Alligatoridae.
GGGGCCGUUGUCCCCGGGGCGCUGGGGUGAAGCUCGGGGCGGGACUGACAGACGGGAGCGACCGGGAAGCUGGGGAGCGGGUUGCAGUGCCCCCCACACUCCAAGGCAGCCCCCUGCCAGCCAGCGCAGCCGCCCGCCUGAGGGGGCUGCACCACCACCCUCGUGUGUGGGUGGGUCGCACCCGCAGUCCCGUGUCCCUCGCUCCGGAGCGGGCGCAGCGCCCCGGGGCGGGGCGGCACGGCAGUCCCCCCCGCCGCCGCCGCGCCCCCGGCCGCGGCCCCCCCGCGCUGCCCAGAGCCGGCCAAUGAGCGGCGCUGUUGCUGGCAGGUGCGGACUGUUUUUGUUUUGGGUGGAAGUUGAGGCCGGAGGAGACGCGGCGGCGGCGGCGGGUGGAGGCCGCGGACUCAGGCGCCUCCCUUCCCCCCCUCCCCCCGCUGGGCCCGGCCGCAGCCGCCAUGAGGAGGGAGAUGAACGGGGUCACCAAGAGCAGGUUUGAGCUAAACUGGUUCCAAGAAGACCUCUUAGCUGAUAAGACUCAACCAUUUAAGGUUGUAACUUCACUGCUCAUCAGUCACUUUAGGCUUUGCAUUUGAGCACUGGAACGUGGAUUGAAAGCCCUUAUUAGCACCAUGUGUGGUCAGAUGUUUGUUCAUACGAUGUUCUCAAACAAUGAUGAAGCUGUGAUCAACAAAAAACUUCCGAAAGAGCUGCUGCUUCGAAUAUUCUCUUUCCUGGAUGUGGUCACUCUGUGUCGCUGUGCUCAGGUUUCCAGGGCAUGGAAUGUUCUGGCCCUGGAUGGCAGUAACUGGCAGCGAAUUGACCUGUUUGAUUUCCAGAGGGAUAUUGAGGGUCGGGUAGUGGAGAAUAUUUCUAAAAGAUGUGGAGGCUUCUUACGAAAGUUAAGCCUGCGUGGGUGUCUAGGAGUGGGAGACAAUGCAUUAAGGACAUUUGCACAGAACUGCAGAAAUAUUGAAGUAUUAAACCUGAAUGGCUGUACUAAGAUCACAGAUGCAACCUGUACCAGCCUCAGUAAGUUCUGCUCUAAACUCAGGCACCUUGAUUUGGCUUCCUGCACUUCCAUAACCAACUUGUCUCUAAAAGCACUGAGUGAGGGGUGCCCACUGCUAGAACAGCUGAAUAUCUCUUGGUGUGACCAAGUGACGAAGGAUGGGAUCCAGGCUCUUGUGAGAGGAUGUGGGGGAUUGAAAGCCUUGUUCCUGAAAGGCUGCACGCAGCUGGAGGACGAAGCGCUCAAAUACAUUGGUGCACACUGUCCUGAACUGGUGACUUUAAACCUACAAACUUGCUUACAAAUAACAGAUGAUGGUCUCAUUACAAUAUGCAGAGGAUGCCACAAGUUGCAAUCCUUGUGUGCCUCAGGCUGUUCUAACAUUACAGAUGCCAUCUUGAAUGCCCUGGGGCAAAACUGUCCAAGGCUUAGAAUAUUAGAAGUUGCAAGAUGUUCUCAGCUAACAGAUGUGGGCUUUACCACACUGGCUAGGAAUUGUCAUGAGCUUGAAAAAAUGGACCUGGAAGAGUGUGUUCAGAUAACAGAUAGUACAUUAAUCCAACUUUCCAUACACUGUCCACGGCUUCAGGUUUUGAGUUUAUCACACUGUGAGUUGAUCACAGACGAUGGGAUUCGUCACUUGGGGAAUGGUGCCUGCGCACAUGAUCGCCUGGAAGUGAUCGAGCUGGAUAACUGUCCAUUGAUCACAGAUGCUUCCCUGGAGCACCUGAAGAACUGUCAUAGCCUGGAGAGGAUAGAACUUUAUGACUGUCAACAGAUCACACGGGCAGGAAUCAAGAGACUCAGGACCCAUUUACCCAAUAUUAAAGUCCACGCCUACUUCGCUCCUGUGACUCCACCUCCAUCAGUAGGGGGCAGCAGACAGCGCUUCUGCAGAUGUUGCAUCAUCCUAUGACAUUGGAAUUGGUCCUCCUUGCAAACUGAGUAUUUAAUUAUACUUCUAGAAUUAUGGUGGACACCAGUAUCUUCAAGGAAAGUGAUCCCAGUGUCAUUUGCAAGGGCCAGUGAAAAGGGGGCUGUGGUGCCAGGCCCCUGUAGCCACCCAUACACACGCAUAUACACACACCACCCGUUCCAGCAAACUGAUGAACUCUACGACAUGGGAGCUGGAUCUGUGUUGGCAUUUCUGUAGGUGGAUUGGUAUAAUUCUGAACCAUUCCUACUGGCCAUGCUCAGAAGAAAUCACUGAGGGGGGGAGGGUGUGUAAACCCCAAAUAACUGUUGCUGCUGCUGUUGAUGAUGAAAUAGCAACGGAAACCCUUCGAAGUGGGGAGAGGGAGUGAAAAGAACAUGCUUGAAUCUUGCAUCCACUGUCCAAAAAAAAGGUUUUGUAUCCAUUCUUCAGUAAGGGAAUGAAAACAGCAGCCAUUGUGAGACAUGAUUUACUGUGCUUCUGUACUUCCUUGUUCCCAUGCUAACCACACUGAGCAUGCUCACAUUGAAGGUUCAUCAGUUUCUUCUGUGUUUCGUAGCAUCCAACUCAGAGGCUUCCUAGAUUGUUGUGAUAUAGCUUGAAAUCUGUAAUGUCAGGCUCAUUUUUUUAUCCUGCCCCUCAUUUUUUUACAGAUUUAUAAUCCAGUAAUUUUUCAAGAUUAUCAAACACAAAAGUUAUGUAUCAAUAAAAAGAAGACACUUUUUACCAUUAGAAAGCUGAGCCUGGAAUUGCCUGUCUGAUGGCAAGACCUUAAAUAGACAGUUGAAGGCACAGGCUAGGCUUUCAUGGGCUUACUUGCCCAUUUUUACCAAUUGCUGGCUCUCCAAACUUUUUGCAUUUCAAGUUUUACUCCAGUGAAAAUGUAGCUCACAAUAUAGAGGACACAGCUCUAGUUCACAGUCCAAUUCUUGAUUCCCUGUCCUUUCCCCAAAGAAUCAAAAUCACAUUACUCUUUAUUGUCAUGGUCAAGGAAUAAUGAUUCACUAAUUAAAGUGGAAAGAACAGCAGGCCUGAAAAUCUGUUGCUGGUUAUUGCCACAUUGCUGUAUACUGAGUUUGUAAACUUUCAGCAGUUUCACUGACUUCUGCAUAUUCCACAGGUAAGUGUCUUGCCCUGGAGUGAAGUGUGGGCUCACUGUAUACCACAAGGACAUAUCUUGCUUUCAGUUCCUCACCUUUCAAACAAGGGGAAUGUCCUCACCUGUUAAUCAGCUAGAUCUGUGUACCAGCUGCUUUUUGGAAUAAUUCAGGCAAAUUUAACCCAGGUGCUUCAGGUGAAAGAGUCUGUGCCAGCCUCUGCAAACUUACUGCUUUCCUCAGUGGUGACACGUAGGGGAUGCACGGGAGUGCAUGGUUACCCCCUGAGAGCACUGGUGCACCCCCUGACAGGCAGCACUCCCUGCUUAGGUGACGGGCGGUGGGGCAGGCAGGAGCGCUGGUGCCCCCCUUGAGUGCCAGCCAGGGAGUGGGGACACUAGCUGAAGCACCACUGGCACUUCUGGGAGCGCUGCUUGUGCUUCCCGGUCAGCAAAAUCGACUGCAGGGGGACAACCCCCCCCCCCCCCGGGUUGCUGACUGGUCGUUGGGAGGGCAUGUGCCACUCAGCCGGCACCAGUUGCCCGUGGCUUUCCUGAUGCCUGGAGUCCAGGUUGCCUGGUUACAAAACAGACAAAGCAGAUGGGCUGGCAGCAAAGGCUUAAUAGGGCAGAGCUUGGUCAGACUGUAACAGGUUCUUGGAAGAUGAUAUCAAGUAUAAAUAAUUGCUCUCUCUGCUGUCCACACUUAAGGGAGAGAAGGGAGAGUAUGGAUUUGUGAAUUGGUCCCAACUGAAGAAAAAAAAAAAGAGCAAGCAUGGUCAGUUAUCUUAAUCGUUGAAAGCUGAAGCAACAGUCCUCCAUCUUUAUGGAGAAGAAUUACAUCAGAUGUGGAAGAAGAGAUGAUUUUCUAAAGUACUAGUAAUAGAUUUUAGAGCCCUGGGGGGGUUAAUUUUUCCCCUAUAUGAUUAAAUUGAGGGCAGUGUUGCCUCCUCAGGCUCUAUCAGCAUCUGAGUAAUUCAGUCUGUUGAAAGGGUAAUUUUAGUACCAGAUGAGCUGUAUUUUCUUCAUGUACAACAAUUCAUUUUUCCCAACCUCUCAGUAUGUUUCACAAGGUCUUGUAGACUCUCAAAUCUUCUGGGAAGUCACACAGAAGAAUCUCAGUAUGCCCAUUGUUUAAAAGGACACUGUCUACUUUUUUCCUCCCCUAUUGAUUUUAUGUUUAAUCUGUUUUAUUUAUUAAGUCUUUUUGUAGAAGCAUGGAUAAUCUCUUCUCAAUAACUGUGUUUUUAUUCCAUUUGCAAAACUUGAUCCUUUCCCUUGCUUUCAAUGUGGCAAAAGGUGUUUAUAGCAGCUGGUUUUAUAACUAUUACAACUUACUGACCUUCUGGGCAGGCUAUGUGUAUCAUCAGCUUGUAUACCAGCAACCAUCAGUGUUAGCACAGCUCUGGGAAGACUCUCAGAGCUAGUCUGUUGAGGCAGGGGGAGAAAUAAUUUUGGUUUGAUAAACCCUGAUAUUGCCUAUUUAAUUUCUUGGUAAUGGAAUGGUGGGUUUUGGACUCGAUUAUAGAACCCAAAGCAUUUUCUUUAACAGGAUAAUGGCAUAAGGUAGCCCAGACUAUUUGACAGUGUCCUUUCAAGUAAAAAAUUGUCUCUAAAUGGACUCUUCCUUAUGUGUGUAUUUAUAAAUACCAAUAAACAACCAUUUUCCAAG